AUGGGAGGUUUAGCCAAGAUGAAGACCCUAUUGGUGGUGGUAAUAGGAUUGUUGAUCCCUAUUGUUGCAGGCACUAAACAUGUAAGCAUCAAGAACAUGCUAGGAUCUGGAAGGAACAUGAGCUUGCAUUGCCAGUCCAAAGACAAUGAUCUGGGCAAGCAAAACAUAGCAGAUGGGAAUGAAUUUGGGUGGGACUUCUCUGACAAUGUUAUUGGAACCACCCUCUUUUUCUGUGAUUUGGGGUGGCAAAAUGUUCAGGAGUUCCAUUUUAAUGCCUAUUCCUUUGCCAGGGACAGGGUACGAUGUGGUGAUGCUGGCUGUUCAUGGCUGGUUUCUGUUGAAGGGAUUUAUGGCUUGAAUGGACAAACGGGGUUCUGGGAAUUCAUGUACCAAUGGCCAAACUGA
This is a messenger RNA of Cajanus cajan (pigeon pea), 405 nucleotides long. Its product is annotated as self-incompatibility protein S1. Lineage: Eukaryota; Viridiplantae; Streptophyta; Magnoliopsida; Fabales; Fabaceae. The record is from RefSeq and is a predicted model, not a curated record.